Toxoplasma gondii ME49 is the source of this 4686-nucleotide messenger RNA. RefSeq names its product glycine cleavage T-protein (aminomethyl transferase) domain-containing protein. Gene Ontology annotation, molecular function: protein binding. Lineage: Eukaryota; Apicomplexa; Conoidasida; Eucoccidiorida; Sarcocystidae. The transcript is spliced from 10 exons. The record is from RefSeq and is a predicted model, not a curated record. Bases 1596 to 4196 code for a protein of 866 amino acids.
UGAGGCCGUCCCUGCAGACACACGGAUGGAGAUCGCGGACAGGCUGGGAAGGAAGCGAAAGCGGAGGCAUGCGGAGAUCUGCCUCUCCAGACGACGAAGAAAGGAUCUUUUCAGCGUUCCCUUUCAAGGAGGACCUUCAAGAACCGUGGAACGGAGGACCGUGCGCCACCAGCGGCCAGAAGCGGAAACGCUGAGAACGAGACAAACGACCCGCGCAACGUCGGGCAAAAGACCGUGAAAGGUCGAGCAGGGAGAGCGGCGGUUCUGGAGACAUAUGUAUCCUUUUUUCUACGGGAAGUUCCUUUUUUCUCAGUUUGGAAUCGGUUACGUAGAAGCGCCCAGCUGACCCGACGCGUGUCUACUACACCCGCGGCAGGCUUUUGGUGGGUCUGGCAAGUUGCGCUUGGAAGCAGCGUCUUCCAGUGGAGUUCGUCAUUUCGCUACAGCUUCUCUACGGCUUCAACUUUGACGUCCUUUGUUUGAAAAUUCCAGUUGAGGGAUUGACGUUCAGCAGACAAAUCGAGUUCCUCAGCCGCGCGUCUCUCGCCUGGGUGACCCCUCUCUGUCUUCCCGUCUCCGUGUUCCCUGGCUGUCGUUUGCUGCGUUUCCCUACCUGGAGUCCGCAAAAAGAAAGGCUCCCCUAACUUCUCCGUUUCCUGCGCGCAUGUCAGGGCCGUUCUCGUCUUGCGGCUCUAAGUUGCUGUGCUGGACAACUCUUCAACAGAAGUCCCAGGUGAAGUGCUCCCAAACGGAACUCGCCGCGUGGAGUGUCGCGGCGUCCUUGUCUAGGAGUUUUCCUGCUCUUUCGACAGUUCUGUCUUCGUCUUGUGAAAGGCUUUAUCCCCCAGUCUGCGCAGCUUUUCUCAGUUCCAACCUCAGUUCCAACGCCACCAAAUGCUUCGCGUGAGUCGUGAGGAACGGACUUCCAAAAUGUCUCCAUGAUUGAUCGAAACCGAGACGGCACCGGACUGCGACAGCUCGCCGCCACCCUGCUGGAUUUUUUCAGGAUCCGACGACCGACCCACCGACCGCCCCGUCCGUAUUUGCCACUCUGGUCAGACACUCUCCAAGCAGGUCGGCAGAGACGGACGAAAAAAAAAGCAACGCGGGGAAUGAAUAGAAAAAAGGUGGAAGCUGAAGCGCCAUGCCAGACGCUUCGGACUCCUCGUCCGUGGAUGUGUGCCUGUACACCCGAAGAACCGACACUGGAAGCUGAGACCUCAGGGAUCGGCCUGAUCCUCUGCUGCGUCCUCGAACUCCACUUGGUGAACCAAGAAGGAUUCUCCUGACUGCGUCUCUGGCAGACCGGGUGAGUUCGCUGGCUCACCGCGACCCGACGCGGUCGUCAAAAACACGACGCCUCUUGGAUUUGGAACGCACAAACUGGAACGUUCGACGGAGGCAUCGACCGCGUCCCCGUUGAGGUCUGACUCCGUUUUCCAAAGUCGCUGGGGAUGCGGGAGUGAGCGUGUCUGCGUCUCGAUUUCUCAGCGUCGCUCAAGCGCGGCCGCCAGGUGCGUGAGACUGUCACGAGGAGCUACAGACGACUGUUAUCCUUCGGCUCUUGCCCGCUCUCGGAACGCUGAGCUGCGAAAAUGGCUUUUCUAGGCCGCGUCGGCGGUCCACGACGUCUCGACGGCUCUUCCAGUUCCCUCGCCUAUCGCUUCCCUCGGUCUCUCUCUGUCACUUCUUCUUCUUCGGCCCUGUCCUCUGCACCGUUCGUUUUUCCGGAACUUUUCGCAUGUCUUCGUCAACCCCCCGGCGCCUUCCACGCUUCCCGAGUGCGGACGCGAACGCUCUCUCUCGGGAACCGUUCGUCGUCUUCUCCCCCACUCACUUCCUGCUCGUUGCCUACGCGUUCGCUCGCUUCUGCCGGCGCGCAGCAGACCAGCUGGCGACGACCCAACUUCUCGUUUGGCUUGCAGGAGAGACGCAUGGACAAGACACACGACCUCUACGUUCAGACGCCUCACGAGAAGCGCCUGCAAGGCGUCUGUAGCCGUCAGGUUACACCUGUGGAGUCGAGUAGCAGUCCUGCCGUCCAGCGACGCGCCUUGCAUGCGUCGGCAGUUUCUUCGCGGAGCCGGAGCCGAAGCGCUCGAGUCGCCCUCUCGUCCUCGCCUCUGAUGAGUGCAGCGGAACGCUCCUUUUCCAAAACGAAAGACACGACUCCGCUGCAUGCACCCUCAGGAUCCUCGAAGUCUCGCUCUCGUUCUGGCAAGUCGUCCACUUGGUGCUCGCUCCUGUCCGGUUCGCCGGUCUCCUGGACGAAGUCUCUCCAGAGGGUGGCGCUUCCCCUCACUUGGCGGUUCGCCUCUGACUCUGUUCUGCCGUCUGACUCUUGUCUUCCACUGCGCCCGCCUUCCGGUGGACUGUGUGUGUCCAGCUGUUCUUUGAAUCGUGGGCGUUCCUUCCCCCCUCGACUCGGACGAAGCGUACUCCUCCCUCCGAUGAAGACGCUCAGCUCGAACACAAAAGGUGCGGUCCAAGCCGCUUGGGGGUUGCGGCGUUUCGCAGUUGCUGCAUGCGGGAAAAAGACGUCUCCGCAAACGUGCAGAGGCGAGACACACUCUGCGUUCUGGCCGUCCCCUGGUCUGCAGUGUAUGUACACCUCAGGGGCGGGGAGCCAAAACGUGGACUGCGGAAACGCGAGCUGUUCGCCGUCGCCAGAGCCGCCGAGCAGCGACAACGUUCCCGGAACUGAGAGGGCGAACUCUUCUGAGAAAAGCGCUUCUUCAGAAAGUCCACACUCCACCUCCGGGUCAGGUGUACGUACACCUCAGCCCGCGACUCCGGCUGUAUGUGCCGGUGACGAAAGAGGCCCAGGCACAUCAGAGCCGCUCUCGCGUUUCGCGGCGUCCAGCACCCAGGCGUCUCCUUCGUCUGAUCCGUUAUCCAGAGUGACUCCGUCUCCUUCAGGGUCCUCUGUCUCUCGCCCUGCUUCUUCUGCAGUUCGGCCUUCACCUCUGCAUGAAGUACAUGCAAGCCUCGGCGCAAAGUUCGUUAAGUUUUAUGGCUUGCUCCUGCCUUUCGCGUACGAAGGGGAGGGCGUCGUCAGUUCGCAUCUCCACACCCGCACAUGCGCCUCGCUCUUCGAUCUCGCGUACCGCCAACACUAUCGGAUUCGGGGUGACAACGCCGCGCAGUUCCUCGAGCGUCUCGUCGUUGGAGAUAUCCAGAGUCUGCUGGAGACUGAAAGCCGCUUUACGCUCUUCACCAAUGAACAAGGUGGAAUUGAAGAUGACGUCAUCGUUGCUGUUCAUCGAGACUUCCUGCUAAUUAUCGGAAACGCAUGCAACAAAUCCAAAAUUCUUUCCCGCCUCGACGCCGAGGCCGCUGAAGCUCGAGGCCGAGGCCAAACCGUGACAGUGGAGGCAGUAGAGGACUACACGCUCUUGAGUGUACAGGGACCUCAGGCGAUGGACGUGAUGAGUCAAGCCGUAAAUCUUUCGAACGCAGACCUCGUCCGAAUGCCUUUCAUGAGCAGCUACCUCUGCUCGGUGGAAGGCGUCGCCUGCGUGUUGACGCGCUGCGGUUUCUCUGGGGAGGACGGUUUCGAGAUUUCUUUGCCAGCGUCAGAGGCGACAAGGAUUUUCUCGAUUCUUCUGGAAAAGUCUUCUCUGCUGCGUCCCGCCGGCGUCGGCGCGCGAGACACUCUCCGGCAAGAGGCAGGACUCUGUCAGUUCGACCUCGACAUCGACGAACAAACGACCCCCGUCGAGGCGGCAUUGGGGUGGACAGUCGGUCGGCGGCGGCGGCAGGAGGCGAAUUUUCCAGGCGCCGCUCGAAUUCUCGCGCAGCUGGCGCAGCAGCAGUUGCUGCAGAAUCAGACGAGAAAAGGUCCGGCUUCCGUGGACGCGCUGCAGAAGGCACUUGCCGCCGAGGCCGAGAAGGCAGGCCUUCGAGAAGAGAAUCGUCUGCGGCGCAAACGCGUCGGCCUCUGCCUGCCUGCCGGAGGCGGGUCGUCUAAAGGAGUUACUGUUCGAGAAGAAGGAGGAAAGAAUGUCGGCAUCGUGACAAGCAGCUGUUUCGCCCCCUCGCUACAGCGAACCAUCGGCAUGGCUUAUCUCGACCUUCCCUACACCCUGCCAAAGACUCGCGUCGUCCUCGACACAAACCUCCCGACGCCAGAGGCGCAAGUGUGUCAGAUGCCGUUCCUGCCUGGCGCGUACUACAAGGUGCCUCUUUCUCUGUGAAGUCUCUCCUUGGCAGAGGCGCGAGGUACUCGGCUGUCCCCUCGAGUGGUUUCUUGUUCCUCCGUCGGCUCACAGCGAGGCGAGACACCGCUCGAGAAGUCAACUUCGAAGUCGUUCAUCCGCUUUCCGUUCAGCGCUUCCGAAGUCUGCGAAGUGGAAGUCAAGUUUUCGUUCCGUCUUUUCCUUACGACUUGUCUGUGCCGCCUCUCCUGUAUUUCCUCGCGCGGAGCCACUGUCUCCGUCCGCGAGCUCAGCGAGAGAGUGCGUCUGAAGGAACAGGACUGGGGGGUUCGUGAGGUGCCUUCGCCUUCACGAAAGCCAGCUCGAUUCUCGUUCUCGCCGGUGGUGUCUGCCUUCAUGCCUUCAAGGCGGAGAAGAGCAGGAACAAAGCAGAGCUUCGCGAUUGAGAGAAGCGACCUUACUGUGACUUCAUUCGCUGUUUGAAACGCACGCAGUGCCUCUCCUGCUCACUGGCGUUCCUUUUUCAAAG